Messenger RNA from Gracilinanus agilis (Agile Gracile Mouse Opossum), 979 nucleotides. It is a transcript of the gene SNAP29, whose product is annotated as synaptosome associated protein 29. Lineage: Eukaryota; Metazoa; Chordata; Mammalia; Didelphimorphia; Didelphidae. Gene Ontology annotation, cellular component: plasma membrane; SNARE complex. Gene Ontology annotation, biological process: synaptic vesicle priming; exocytosis; synaptic vesicle fusion to presynaptic active zone membrane. The transcript has 5 exons. The record is from RefSeq and is a predicted model, not a curated record. The coding region runs from base 1 to 777 and encodes 258 amino acids. Gene Ontology annotation, molecular function: SNAP receptor activity; syntaxin binding.
AUGUCGGCUUAUCCCAAAAAUUACAAUCCAUUUGAUGAUGACGCGGAUGAUGAAGACUUAAAGCCUGUGAAAUGGAAGAAUGAAGAGGAUUUCUCCGAUAAGCCUAGGGAGCCUCUGGACAGACAACAAUACCUGCGGCAGGAAGUGCUGAGGCGGACAGAGGCUUCUGUGGAGAGCACCAACAGGUCCCUUUCCUCCAUUUAUGAAUCAGAGAAGGUUGGAAUUGCUUCAUCUGAGGAGCUCAUGCGUCAGCGGGGAGUGCUUCAGCGCACAGAACAGAUGGUGGACAAGAUGGACCAGGACUUAAAGACUAGCCAGAGGCACAUUAACAACAUCAAGAGCAUGUUUGGGGGCCUGGUCAAUUACUUUAAGUCCAAGCCUGCCGACGCCGCACCCCCCCAGAAUGGCGUCGCCGACUCCCAGCCUAACACACGACUGAAAGAAGCCAUAGUCACAAGCAAAGAACAAGAGGAGAAUUAUCAGGCGAGCCACCCUAACCUGAGAAGGCUGCAGAGUUCAGACGCUAUCAUGGGUGGGUCCAGCUCCGCCAUCAGCACUGACGCCUAUCCAAAGAAUCAACAUCUCCGAGCCUAUCACCAAAAAAUAGAUAGCAAUCUCGAUGAGAUGUCCAAGGGACUUGGCCGGCUCAAGGACAUUGCCUUGGGAAUGCAGACUGAAAUUGAAGAACAAGACGACAUCAUUGACCGACUCAACACUAAAGUUGACAAGCUAGACAUAAAUAUCAAAAGCACAGACAAAAAAGUCCGGCAGCUUUAGAGACAAAUUAGGUUUUCUGUUUGUUUGCCAUGGAACGAUCUGAGAAAUUCUUUCCUUCCCAAGAUGUUUUUCAAAGCCUUUGGAAGAAUUCCAUUUCACUACUUUAGUAAGUUACUGAUUAAGCUGUGUCUGCAAGUGGUACAACAGUGUAAGUCUUCUAAAGAGUUACUUAGCCAAGAUGGAUAGGGAGGAGGGCAACCCU